Messenger RNA from Abrus precatorius (Indian licorice), 2132 nucleotides. Its product is annotated as leucine carboxyl methyltransferase 1 homolog. The coding region runs from base 90 to 1085 and encodes 331 amino acids. The record is from RefSeq and is a predicted model, not a curated record. The transcript is spliced from 13 exons. Gene Ontology annotation, molecular function: methyltransferase activity. Gene Ontology annotation, biological process: methylation. NCBI's taxonomy places the organism in Eukaryota, Viridiplantae, Streptophyta, Magnoliopsida, Fabales, Fabaceae.
GAUUUUCUAUCUAGGUUGCAGCAUCUUGUUCUUCUGUGAUUCUUCAUUCCAAAACCUAACAAGAGAGGGAUCACCUUUGUUGGAGAAGAAUGGCCGAUUCACACAGCAACACUGUUGCGGUGCAAGCCACCAACGAUGAUGCCUCCGCUAGCAAAUUGUCAUGUGUAAAAAAGGGAUACAUGAAAGAUGAUUACAUUCAUUUAUUUGUGAGAAGGCCUGUGAGGAGAUCUCCUAUUAUUAAUCGAGGUUACUUUGCUCGUUGGGCUGCUAUUCGAAAACUUCUCUACCAGUUUCUUGAUGCUGAGAAGACAGAUGAAGAUGCCCCAAUGAAGAAACAGAUAUUAUCACUUGGAGCAGGAUUUGACACAACAUAUUUUCAGUUGCAGGAUGAGGGGAAAGCACCACAUUUAUAUGUGGAAGUGGAUUUUAAGGAGGUAACCAGUAAAAAGGCAGCACUUAUUGAGACUUGCAUUCCAUUGAGGAAUAAAGUUGGUGAAACAGUGGUCAUAUCGCAAGAAAAAGGAGAAGUGCUUAGUGCUCACUAUAAACUAGUCCCAGCAGAUUUGCGUGAUGUGAAACAAUUAAGUGAUAUUUUAACUCUUGCUGAAAUGGAUCCAAGUCUGCCAACUUUUAUAAUUGCAGAAUGUGUUCUGAUCUACUUGGAUCCUGAUUCAACUCGUUCAAUUGUUGGUUGGGCUUCCCAAACAUUUUCAACAGCAAUAUUUUUUCUUUAUGAGCAGAUCCACCCAGAUGAUGCUUUUGGACAACAAAUGAUACGGAAUUUGGAGAGUCGAGGUUGUGCUCUGUUGGGUAUUUAUGCUACACCAACUUUACUUGCGAAGGAAAAAUUAUUUCUGGACCAAGGAUGGCAGAGGUCUGUUGCCUGGGACAUGCUGAGAGUUUAUAAUGAUUUUGUUGAUGCACAAGAAAGACGCAGGAUUGAACGGCUGGAAUUGUUUGAUGAAUUUGAAGAGUGGUACAUGAUGCAGGAGCACUACUGUGUGGCUUAUGCAAUCAAUGAUGCCAUGGGUCUUUUUGGGGAUUUUGGUUUUGUUAAGGACAAGAAGGUGCUUCAUUCCUCAUGAAACACGAGGAUACACUGUCAUAGCAUAUAUAUUUAUAUUAUAUUAUAUUUCCCUUGCCAAUUGCCAUCCGUGGUUGUAACUGUUAAUACAGGAAGUACUCAUGGUGACAUGCCAGCUCACUCUAAUGAGGAUGUUGCCUAGUAAAAGGGUUCUCUCAGCAACUUGUUAGUUAUUGUAUCAGAACUCAGCCAUGUAGAAUAUAGAUGAUUUUUUUUGGUAUAGACUCCUUCAGGAAUUGUUUGUUUGAUACAAAACACAGAUAAUUCACCUUUUCUGCUAGCUGUUUGGCAAAGAAAACGUGGUGGCCCCCACACGGCACCAACAAAUAAGUCAUAAUUUAGGCCUGUCUGGGGAUGCCCAAGUGGAAGAAAUGUGAAAAUAGUAUGCAUUGUUUUUGCUUUUCAACACUGACAAGGUUUCCUUAUGCUUUGGCAUUCUUUUGCAUGCCCUUUUUGUUUACUCUUUGUCUGAUUGAACUGACAGUGUUAUAUUGGGAUGAUAGUAUAGUGGUUUUGUAUCAUUGUGGCUGAGGGUGAGCAAUGGCACUGUACUUUGUCUGAGGAAAGUUACCUCGUUAGAUGGGUUGGUCAAAACGUGACUUAAAAGAGUUAUGAAAAUUUGGACAAUUCAGAGGUUCAGUCUGCAUAGACGAAGCAGAUGGCUAUACUAUAGGGAAAUAUGGAUUUUUUCCGCCUUGCAGUUGUUUAGGGACAUGGAUUUUGACAAUUUCUUAACAAUAAAAAGACAACAUAGUAAGUUACAUUGCAAGAGAGAAGAUGAAAAAACCGUUAUUAGCAACAAUCGUGUUUUGUUUAUUGUCUCAGAUCGAUUGCAGUGGACAGUGUGUUCAACUGUUCAACUGUACUGACUUACAGUUCAAUUUGUUCACUCAAUCUCCUUUUUUUGUGUUUCCAUCGGGCAAGGGCACAUGAGCACAAAAAAUCUCUGUACCAUAGGACCAUUGUUGCACUACCGUUACACUUUUCUUCCUAGCUUUUUAGAAGAGCAAUAUUAUUUAUAUAAUAACUUUUUACAAUAUUUUUUUAU